CUGGGAGCUGGCACGGGCUCCUGGGUGAUGAAAGCCAAGGGGAAUGGAAAAUGCCAGGCCCGCCCCUACCGAGGAGUAUAAAGCCGGGCAUCCUUUCCGAACUCAGCCACCAAGCUCCUUUCUCUUCUCUCUGUGACUCGCUCACUUGCUCGCUCACCUCCCUCCUCGGCACCAUGGCCACCUGCAGCCGCCAGUUCACCUCCUCCAGCUCCAUGAAGGGCUCCUGUGGCAUUGGAGGUGGCUCCAGCCGCAUAUCCUCGGUCCUGGGCGGAGGCUCCUACCGGGCCCCCAGCGCCUAUGGGGGCCUGUCUGUCACCUCCUCCCGCUACUCCUCCGGAGGGGUCUGCGGGCUGGGGGGCGGCUACGGCGGCGGCUUCAGCAGCAGCAGCAGCAGCUUCGGUGGGGCCCUGGGUAGCAGCUUCGGUGGAGGAUAUGGCGGUGGCCUUGGCGCCGGCUUCGGUGGUGGCUUUGGUGGUGGCUUCGGGGGUGGCUUCGGUGGUGGUGACGGGCUCCUGGUGGGCAGUGAGAAGGUGACCAUGCAGAACCUCAACGACCGCCUGGCCUCCUACCUGGACAAGGUGCGCGCCCUGGAGGAGGCCAACGCCGACCUGGAGGUGAAGAUCCGCGACUGGUACCAGAGGCAGCGGCCGGCUGAGUCCAAGGACUACAGCCCUUACUUCAAGACCAUCGAGGACCUGCGGAACAAGAUCCUCGCGGCCACCGUGGACAACGCUAAUGUGGUGCUGCAGAUCGACAACGCUCGUCUGGCCGCUGAUGACUUCCGCACCAAGUACGAGACGGAGCUGAACCUGCGCAUGAGCGUGGAGGCCGACAUCAACGGGCUGCGCAGGGUGCUGGACGAGCUGACCCUGGCCAGAGCCGACCUGGAGAUGCAGAUCGAGAGCCUCAAGGAGGAGCUGGCCUACCUCCGAAAGAACCACGAGGAGGAGAUGAACGCCCUGCGAGGCCAGGUGGGCGGGGACGUCAACGUGGAGAUGGACGCCGCCCCCGGCGUGGACCUGAGCCGCAUCCUGAACGAGAUGCGCGACCAGUACGAGAAGAUGGCCGAGAAGAAUCGCAAGGAUGCCGAGGACUGGUUCUUCAGCAAGACGGAGGAGCUGAACCGCGAGGUGGCCACCAACAGCGAGCUGGUGCAGAGCGGCAAGAGCGAGAUCUCCGAGCUCCGGCGCACCGUGCAGAACCUCGAGAUCGAGCUGCAGUCCCAGCUCAGCAUGAAAGCGUCUCUGGAGAACAGCCUGGAGGAGACCAAAGGCCGCUACUGCAUGCAGCUCGCCCAGAUCCAGGAGCUGAUCAGCGGCGUGGAGGAGCAGCUGGCGCAGCUGCGCUGCGAGAUGGAGCAGCAGAACCAGGAAUACAAGAUCCUGCUGGACGUGAAGACGCGGCUGGAGCAGGAGAUCGCCACCUACCGCCGCCUGCUGGAGGGCGAGGAUGCCCACCUCUCUUCCUCGCAGUUCUCCUCUGGCUCUCAGUCAUCCAGAGAUGUGACCUCCACUCGCCAGAUCCGCACCAAAGUCAUGGACGUGCACGACGGCAAGGUGGUGUCUUCCCACGAGCAAGUCCUUCGCACCAAGAAUUAAGGCUGCUCUGCUCAGCUCAGGCCUAGGAAGCCGCCCCCCCACCGCAGAUGACACUGGGGGAUCCCCUCUCCCCCCCACCUCGAGCACUUCAUACCUGAGUCCAGUUUCACCCCUGCCCCUCCCAGCAAUCAAUAAAGCUUCAUUCUGAGUUGCACAA
Messenger RNA from Phacochoerus africanus (Common warthog), 1755 nucleotides. Its product is annotated as keratin, type I cytoskeletal 14. Gene Ontology annotation, molecular function: structural molecule activity. Gene Ontology annotation, cellular component: keratin filament. The transcript has 8 exons. NCBI's taxonomy places the organism in Eukaryota, Metazoa, Chordata, Mammalia, Artiodactyla, Suidae. The record is from RefSeq and is a predicted model, not a curated record. Bases 51 to 1598 code for a protein of 515 amino acids.